Molecule: messenger RNA, 761 nt
Organism: Anolis carolinensis (green anole)
Lineage: Eukaryota; Metazoa; Chordata; Lepidosauria; Squamata; Anolidae
Gene: pgbdf
Product: chromosome unknown C17orf50 homolog
Exons: 4
Coding region: 122-658 (178 amino acids)
Source: RefSeq, a predicted model, not a curated record
UUGGACUUUGGGGGAUUGUGGGAGAUGGAGUCCUGGCUGGGAAAUCCGUCCGACCUCACAAUGGCCCCUUGGCGGUGGAGCGUGGCAUUGUGGGAGGGCGCCUGGUGUCCCACGUCUCCCAAUGUCGCAAAGCAGAGAAGAGGAGGAACCGGCCGAAUCGGAUGAGAAAUCCGGUCGAGAAGAAGAAGGCGAAGAAAGGAAGGAGGAAGAGGAGGAGGAGAAGGAGCUGAGGGCCAGUGUGGAGGAGCCUAGUCCUGGGCCACCUCCUCCUCCUCCUCCUCUGCAGAACCCGAACUCGGAACCGGGCCCCAAGCAAGAGAGCUGGCUCUGGAACUGGCUCCCCUUCCCACUCCUUUCCGGGUUCACCUGGUUGGGAGACAGGCCCAAGGCCCCCCAGGAACCGGUCUGCUGCCGGACGGAGGGGAAGCGGCCUUCCUCCUCCUCCUCUUCCUCCUCGGUGGCCGGGAUGUGUCCGGACUGCGAGGUGACCUUCUGCCCCAAGUGCCGGACCCUCCACUACAGCCGGGGCUUCAUUGAGCACGGCCUGCUGGGACACCCGCCCCUGGGGGCCCGGAGCCCCUCCAACAGUGCAGGAUCCCUGGACGUGACCACCGCGGCCGAGGAAAUGGAGGCUGAGGAGGAAGCGAAGGGGCCGUGACAAGAAGCCGUUGGCCUCUGGACAACAAUCAUCUCCGCCUUUCGGUGGUGGAGGUCCUCCACUUUACCACGUUUCAAUAAACUCCCACGUUUCCCGUCCCGUU